Molecule: messenger RNA, 2705 nt
Organism: Toxotes jaculatrix (banded archerfish)
Lineage: Eukaryota; Metazoa; Chordata; Actinopteri; Toxotidae
Product: calpain-5-like
Exons: 13
Coding region: 240-2171 (643 amino acids)
Biological process (GO): proteolysis
Cellular component (GO): cytoplasm
Molecular function (GO): calcium-dependent cysteine-type endopeptidase activity
Source: RefSeq, a predicted model, not a curated record
UUUCAGGCAGUGCCCGUGUGUGAAUGAAUGUAUUUAGGGAAGUCCGCUUUGUCUCAAGAAACUGGAUUUGGUUUUGAGAUAAGUGUCACAGGCACCUUGUUUUAUGUGGUGGAUGUUGUAACAGAUAUGCAGGAUUGAUUUCAACACAUCUCACAGGAGCUCAAAAGGACUUUGAAUGUGUUCGAUCUCAUCACUGCAAGGAUAAGACAGCACAGCUGUGAGGCUUCAGCAUCUGCACCAUGUUCUCCUCUGCUGUCCCAUUUAAAAACCAGCACUAUGCUGAGCUGAAGAAGAACUGUAUCAAGGACAAGAAGCUCUUUGAAGAUCCAGAAUUUCCAGCCACCAAGGAAUCCCUGUAUUUCAGGAGACCACUUCCUGGUGUUGUGGAGUGGAAACGACCUGGGGAAAUAAGCAGCAGGCCUCAUCUGUUUGUGGGGGGCAUCAGCUCCCAUGACCUCAACCAGGGACUUGUGGGGAACUGCUGGUUUGUUGCUGCCUGCUCCUGUCUGGCUUUGAAGCCAGACCUCUGGAAGAAGGUGAUUGUUGACUGGAAGGAGCAGGAGUGGGAUCCCAAACACCCGGAGAGCUAUGCAGGAAUCUUCCACUUUCAGUUCUGGAUCUUUGGAAAGUGGGUAGAUGUGGUGGUUGACGACCGGCUGCCUACAAUCAACGGAGAACUCAUCUACUGUCACUCGAAAGACAACAAUGAAUUCUGGAGCGCUCUGCUGGAGAAGGCCUACGCCAAGCUCUCUGGCUGCUAUGAGUCGCUGGAGGGAGGAAACACUGGAGACGCUGUGGUGGAUUUCAGCGGAGCUGUGUCCGAAGCCAUCAACCUGGAGGCAGAGGCCUACUACAAAGACCAGAAAAAACAAGACCAGCUGUUUGAGGAUCUACUAAAGGUCUACGAAUAUGGAGGAAUUAUAAGCUGCUCCAUUAAGGCACAACCUCAUGAAAUAGAGCUCAAGAUGGCAAACGGGCUUGUGAAAGGCCACGCAUACUCAGUGACAGCAGUGAAAAGAGUGCGUUUGGGUCACGGGCUGCUGGCCUACUUCAAAAACGAAACCAUCCCUCUGAUCCGCAUGAGGAACCCCUGGGGCAAGACUGAGUGGAAAGGAGCCUGGAGUGACAGCUCUGAGGAAUGGUCAAAGGUUGGUGAUACAGAGAGAGGCAACCUUGGCAUCACUGUGGAAGAUGAUGGAGAAUUCUGGAUGUCAUUCACAGACUGGUGCAAGUCAUUCUCAGAUGCAGACGUGUGCCGUCUCAUCAAUACUUCGGUGAUCAGCCUCCGUAAAGCAUGGCAUGAGGUUGUGCACUUUGGGAGUUGGACCAAACACGCAGAGCCGCUGUUAAACCGCUGCGGUGGCUGUGCUAACCACAGGCAGACAUUCCUGCAGAACCCACAGUAUUUGUUUGACGUUACGAAGGAGGUGGAUGAAGUUCUGAUCUCGUUGCAACAGAGAGACAUGAAGAUCCACAGAAAAUUUGGUCAAGGAGAAAAUCUAACCAUCGGGUUCGGUGUCUUUAAGGUGGAACUGAACAGGAAGUAUAGGAUGCAUGACGUCCUGACACAAAAGUGCGUGGCGACGUCCACCUACAUCAACGCUCGGACAGUGUUCAUGAGGUGCAUGCUGACACAGGGCCGCUACGUCAUCAUCCCCACCACCUUCAAGCCUCACACUCUGGGGGAUUACAUGAUCAGAGUAUUUACCGACGUGGACUCAGGGUGCAGGGAGCUGACAGAGGAUAAGCCAAAAGUAAGAUGCUGGACUCCAUUUGUGGGAUACCCACAAGCUGUGACUCACGUCUACGUCCAUGAAGCUGAGGGACUGCAGAACCAGGACAGCUCAGGAGGUGCAGACCCCUACGUGAUCAUAUCCUGUGAGGGCCAGUCAGUGCAGUCCACUGUCAAGAAGGAUACCUUGCAACCAGAAUUUGCAACCAGCGCCAUUUUCUACAGGAAGAAGCCCAGAAAGCCCAUAACUGUGGAGGUGUGGAACAGUAAUGCAGUGAAGGACGAGUUUAUGGGCCAAGUGGUGCUGUCCGGGUUGGUGAAGGACAACUCUGACCCUCAGAAGCUUCAGCUGAGGAAGCAAGAUGAGCAGAUGGCUGACGAGAUGCCCGGUAACAUCAGCCUGAGGAUCAUCACUUCGACUCAGCUGACCGCCAUGUGACCUUGUCAGUGACCUGAGAGAUCUUCAGUGCUGAACUAUGUGGUGAACAAACGUGUAAGUUACUUGACAUGUGCUGUGAUCAGAGCAUGGUUUUCAACUUUUCUUUUGAGCAGGCACUAUUGGAUGGACUGAAUGUUACUUCCUGUUAGUUAUUUUUUUUUAUCCAAAUGUUUAUAAUUUUUUAUUUCUCAUUACUUUUUAAAUAAUUUUUGUAUAACUUAUAAAACAUUUUUAUAUUGUUUUUUUGCAAGUUGCUUGUGACAAUAUCACUCUUUGCUUUUUUUUUAUUGGUUCCACUUUAAAUACUGUGAGUGACAUGGCACUAAUUUGUCAUUCAACUCUUAUACAGUUACCUUAAUUAUGACCUAUAUUGUCACAGUUAUGCAGAGAAAUUUAUUAUAAGUACAACUCAUAAUUCAUGUAUCUGUUUCUUUAAUACAUCUUCUGUUCCUUUGUUUCCUUAGUUCAUAUCAUCAUGUUUUGUUAUCAUGAUUUAAAAAAACAAAAAAAAACAAAAAAAACAAAAACCCUGAA